ACGUCCCGAAGGCCGUUCGAAGCGGCGUUGUGUAAGAGGGGUGGUCUCCUUGAAGGCUUUACGCAAUCCCCUUAGCCGAGGCCCGUGCGUGGUACAAAAGCGCCAGGGUCUCGCGCGGUUUCUACACUGCACCUCAUAUCCAUACUGUUUCUAGUUCGGUGCUUGCUUGAUCCUAUUCCCUCUUGACCUUUACAAAAUGCCUUCCGCCGAACCUCCGAAGCGAACUCAGGUCCUCGUCAUUGGUGGUGGCCCUGCCGGGAGCUAUGCUGCCUCGACACUCGCCCGCGAAGGAUUCAACGUCGUUCUGUUCGAGAUGGCCAAGUUUCCUCGCUACCAUAUUGGCGAAUCUUUACUCCCGUCCGUGCGCCAUUAUUUGCGGUUCAUUGAUGUGGAAGAGAAGAUCGCUGCAUACGGGUUUACGCGCAAGCCUGGCUCGGCCAUCAAAUUCAAUCAAUAUAUGCGUGAAGGAUACACGGACUUCGUCGCUCUCGGUGCCGAGAACAAUGCGUGGAACGUCGUCCGCUCCGAAUUUGAUCACUUGCUCCUCCAGCACUCUUCCUCGUCCGGCGUCCGCGUCUUUGAACAGACUCGCGUGACCGAGAUCAUCUUUGACGACUCGAGCAAGUCGACCGCCGGGACCUCCUCACCACGUCGCACUGGCCUCUACACUGUCGAUGAAGAUGAAGAUGAAGAAGCGGUACAUGAGCUUGGGCGUCCGACCUCUGCCGUGUACGAGACCGUCAUGGGAGGCAAGGGCGAGAUUGCGUUCGACUUCUUGGUGGAUGCUAGUGGACGUGCGGGCCUGAUGAGCACAAAGUACCUGCGAAACAGACGCUUCAAUGAGUCGCUCAGGAACGUGGCUGUCUGGGGCUACUGGCGAGGCACCGAUAUGUACGGCGCGGGAACGGGGCGCGAGAACGCACCGUGGUUUGAAGCUCUGAGCGAUGAAUCUGGCUGGGCGUGGUUCAUCCCACUACACAAGGGGCUAACAUCAGUUGGCGUCGUCAUGGACAAAAAGCAACUCGGCCUCCGCUCUCGUGCCUCCUCUUCCGCCAGUACGGUCCAAACACCGCCACUGCCAGGCAAGCGCCACCGAUCGCUCUCGACGCGCACAUCCUCCACGCUCGCAGAGCGCUAUCAGAGCCUCCUCCAGCUUGCGCCGGGCGUGCUGAAGCUCAUCGGAGAUGGUGAGCUGGUAGGUAUGGACGAAAACUGCGCAGAGGGCGGUGAGGGCCCUGCGGUGCGCAGCACGAGCGACUUCAGCUACUCUGCAAAUACCUAUGCGGGAGAGGGCUUUCGUAUUAUCGGAGACGCUGGAGCGUUCAUUGACCCGUUCUUCUCUUCCGGGGUUCACCUCGCGCUCACAGGCGGGCUAUCAGCUGCCGCAUCCAUCUCCGCCUCGAUACGCGGAGACUGCUCCGAGCUCGAGGCCGCACAGUGGCAUAGUAGCCGGGUCGCGAUCUCGUAUACCAGGUUCUUGGUCGUCGUCCUUAGCGCAUACAAGCAGAUUCGCGCGCAGAAGCAAAACGUGUUGGCCGACGUAGACCAGGGCAGCUUUGACAAGGCAUUCGUGUUCCUUCGACCAGUCAUCCAAGGUGGAGCGGAGAUGGGCACGCGCCUCUCCGAGGACGAGCUGCAGAAAGCCCUCGACUUCUGCGUGCACCUGUUCAGCCCAACCACGCCUGAACAGCACGAGGCCGUGCGCAAGAGACUGGAGCAGCUCACGGAUAUCCCUACCUCAUCGACAACGGCAGUGGAUAAUGAGCCAAAGCCGUUGGAUCGGCAGUCAAAGGAGACAAUUAUCCCGCAGCAAGACGUGCCUGGCCUGUUGGACGUGCAUACACCGAUCGUAGACCCAGCAAAGCUCAAGGAAGUCCUAGCGCACCACAGCAUGUCGCUGCUAUCUUCAAGCGCUGAACGGAUUGAGGCCGACGCAGAGGUCAAGAUGGUGCUUGAUAAAGUAAACGCUCGCAGAGUCAUACACUCUGAGCACGGAAAUGGGCUGAACAGUCUUGAGGAGGAGGCAGUGGAUGGCUUUGUUGUGAGAUUGAGGAGGGGUCAGCUGGGACUGCGGAGGUCUUCGCAAACCUGA
Molecule: messenger RNA, 2092 nt
Organism: Laetiporus sulphureus 93-53
Lineage: Eukaryota; Fungi; Basidiomycota; Agaricomycetes; Polyporales; Laetiporaceae
Product: FAD/NAD(P)-binding domain-containing protein
Exons: 10
Coding region: 197-2092 (631 amino acids)
Molecular function (GO): monooxygenase activity
Source: RefSeq, a predicted model, not a curated record